Enterobius vermicularis (human pinworm) is the source of this 642-nucleotide messenger RNA. Lineage: Eukaryota; Metazoa; Nematoda; Chromadorea; Rhabditida; Oxyuridae. The record is from the annotation of a GenBank genome assembly.
AUGGCGGUAAACUCUACUGACCUGCAAACACUCUUCGAAAAGGUUAUCGUAAAAGCCAAAGCGUGGAGAGCACCGGGACCCGAUGGUAUCCAUAUGUAUUGGUGGAAAAACUUGAGAGAAGCCCGAGAAAGAGUAAAGAAUAUAGCGUGCAACGGGAUCAAAACUGGGAACUUGCCAUUCCAAUGGUUAGCGAAAGGACGGACAAUAUUACUGUAUAAGAAAGGAGACAAGAAAAAUCCAUCCAAUUAUAGAUCAAUUACGUGCUUGAAUACUGUGUAUAAGUUACUAACAGGGAUGAUAAACGAAAUAUGUAAAUCAAGAUGUCAACAACUGGGGCUCAUCCCUGAAGAACAAAGAGCUAUGAGGACCGGUGAAACUGCAUGCCUACAUGCAAUAUUGAAAGAUCAAUACAUGACCGGUCGAGCACGGUAUUCUAGAAGAUCUUUAGCACUAUGUUGGAUGGAUUUCCAAAAAGCAUUUGACUCCGUUGCACAUACCUACCUCAAAUGGUUACUGGAAACAACAGGCAUGCCACUAGAAGUAAAACAAUUCUUAGGUAAAGCUAUGAAACACUGGUCAACAGUGUUCCAGGUGGAGAAUAUAGUAACGAACCGGAUAAAGAUAAAGAAUGGAAUAUUCUAA